This is a messenger RNA of Symbiodinium sp. CCMP2592, 630 nucleotides long. Lineage: Eukaryota; Dinophyceae; Suessiales; Symbiodiniaceae. The record is from the annotation of a GenBank genome assembly.
AUGGAGCUGCCUUUGGCAAGAGCAGCACUUCAACGUGGGGUGGAGGAGGGUCUGCACUAUGGUGCCCAGCUGGCCGUGAUCUUCCGUGGGGAGGCAACAUCCUUGUGUGUUGGCGAGGCUUCCGAAGGACGGCCUUUGGCGGAGGAGGCCGUGCUCUGCUGGAGCUCCUCGGUGAAGCCCCUGAUGGCCAUAGCCCUCGGCUUGCUCCAGGAGCGCGGGCGGCUCAGCUUCGAGGAUCCCGUGGCAAAGCACCUGCCGGCUUUCGGGAAGGAAGGGAAGGCUGACAUCACACUUCGCCACUGCUUGACCCACACUGCGGGGCUUUUCGCUUCGAUGAUGGAGGGCCAGCCACGACUUCGUGAGGACGCCUCCCCGGACGAGGUGCUUCGACACAUCUGCGACCAGCCCGCUGCCGAAGGCUGGCAGCUCGGCCGACGAUGCGCUUACGACAGCCCAGCAUGGUAUGUAAUGUCCGGUGUUGUUGCAGCUGCCGAUCCCGAGCAUCGUGCCUACGAGAAGUUCGUGGAGGACGAGAUUUUCUCCCCCCUCGGCAUGUCCCGCUGUUCAAUAGGCAUGCAGCCCGAGCGGAGAGCAAGUCUGGAGUCGUCAGAUUUGCUGGCGCCGAGCUAA